AUGGCUACUGGAGUUGAAUGUGCGGCCGCAAUUCUAGGCAUCAUACAAUUUUCUGUGCAAAUGACGGACGUCAGUGUCAGGAGCUACCGGUCUUAUCGUGGAGCAAAGAAGGAACUCCAAAGCUUGCAACAGAAUGUUUCCACCUUCUCGCAGACGCUCCAUUAUUUCGGACAGACAAUGCAAGGAAUGUUCGAGAAACGCCUUGGUCCAGCAAAGGAUCCUGGGUUUCGAAGGUUAAUGCUAGAGAUCUCAGUCAUGGUCAAAGGUCGAAUGAGAGGAAUUCAGCUCAACCUGCGUCGGGUAACCGCUCUUGGUAACCCCAGAGUCUCAGCUCUCUCUCGUGUACAAGCAAGAGUGCUGUGGGUCUUGUUCGAUGGACGGGAUAUGAAAGAACUUUUUGCCAGCCUUGAGCCCGUUAAAUCAACUAUGAACCUGGUCGUCGGGAUAUCGAAUACGCAGCUUUUUAUGGAAGAGAUCAGACAGUUGCAGAAAGACAAGGUCUCGAUUUCUAUGGAAAAAUUCAAGCAGUUAGAAGCCCACACCGCUCAGAUCAGUAUGCUUGAGAAAGAAGUUAAGGAGAAACAGCAGCAGUAUGAAUCAUUACUCAAGCUCAAAACAAUUACUCCCAGCAAUUCGCUCCAUUCCCAGGCCAACCAAGUUCAACUGAUACGAGAGAUCGUUGAACAUGUACAGCAGUUGGCAACAGAGCGGAUCUCCGAUUCAGCCUCUAUCGUGAGAGAUAUCGCAUCGGAGGAGAAGCUUUCAGCCCAUACUAGUAAUGGUAGCAAAAGCAGCACCAAAUCCAGGACCACACAUAACCCAUAUAAUUAUCACGAUCGCUCUUAUCCCUCACCACCACCUCGAAGACGUGAACAGGGGGGAAACGAAGACAGGGUUUUCUCUCACAGGAUUUGUCGCACAAAGCAAGAUACAAACCCGGUGACCAUCGAAUCUGCCAGAAAACCCGGAGAACCUGUGCAAGAGGUUCAUUCUUCAGAAGAGGGUAUCAUGCCAGUGGAACCUUCAGAAGUGUUGGCCACUGGUUCAGAUGAUCCCACGAAAAAUCAGUCCCAUACAAAUCCAGCGACUGUCGAGAUUCAUCAUUCUCCUCGGGAGCUACCACCAGAGGAGGUAGAUCGUAAUAUUCAGAUCCAGCAAUCGCCACCACCGCUCUCCCCCAUCCAUUCCCAAUAUCGGAUUGUGAUUAACCGAAACGGGAAGAUGGUGACCAAAAAAUGGCGACCUGCUGGAGACGACAGCAGUUCAACUGCUUCAUUGUCUUCAAGUUCGUUGUAA
Molecule: messenger RNA, 1296 nt
Organism: Exophiala bonariae
Lineage: Eukaryota; Fungi; Ascomycota; Eurotiomycetes; Chaetothyriales; Herpotrichiellaceae
Exons: 2
Coding region: 1-1296 (431 amino acids)
Source: RefSeq, a predicted model, not a curated record